This is a messenger RNA of Notolabrus celidotus (New Zealand spotty), 7144 nucleotides long. It is a transcript of the gene chd1, whose product is annotated as chromodomain helicase DNA binding protein 1. NCBI's taxonomy places the organism in Eukaryota, Metazoa, Chordata, Actinopteri, Labriformes, Labridae. The transcript is spliced from 35 exons. Gene Ontology annotation, molecular function: histone binding; ATP hydrolysis activity; DNA binding. Gene Ontology annotation, biological process: nucleosome organization; regulation of transcription by RNA polymerase II. Bases 412 to 5928 code for a protein of 1838 amino acids. The record is from RefSeq and is a predicted model, not a curated record. Gene Ontology annotation, cellular component: nucleus; chromatin.
GUUUCCUAGAGAAGUGAACCGUACGGCGUCAUGGCGGAGGCCGGUUGUCGGAAGAACCUGGACUGAAAUGCCAGCUUUCUGCAAUCACAGCUGACCGUGGAGCACUUAACUUUGCCUACACCUCGAACUGAAAGGGGGAGUUAUUUGAUUUUUUUGGUGGGAGAGGACAACCAGCAUUUAUACAAGUUUCUCCUGAACUGAUUAUCCGGGCUGCUCUCCCUGACUGGGGGAUAGCUAGCUGGCUACGCGUUAGCUAUCAGCGGCUGCUAGCUUCUGAGGUGAAAUAAAAGAAGAAAGGAGCCACGGGGAGGUGGAUUAAAUCAUCUUUCUCGCUGGAGUUCACCAGGUUAGCCACGUCGACGAUAAUACUGCAGGUUGGUCCGGGGGAAGUCUGUGUUCGUGGACUUCAACAUGGCGGGACGCAGUGAGGAAGAGAGCGUGAGCAACAGCAGCGGGGAAUCAAGUAAUUCUGACGAUGAAUCCGGUUCUGGAUCGGGGUCCGGCUCAGGCUCAGGCUCAGGCUCCAGUUCCAGCUCCUCCAGCAGCAGCAGCCAAUCAGGGAGCAGUGACUCAGGUAGUGGCUCAGACUCCGGCAGCCAGUCCGACUCUGACAACGGGAAAUCCAAGGAGAAGACCGAAACGCCAAAUAAGUCCAACAUUGACGGAGCUGAGUUCUGGAAGUCCAACCCAAGUAUCCUCGCAGUGCAAAGAUCUGCUAUGCUCAGGAAACAGCAGCUUCAGCAGCAGCAGCAGCAGCAGCAGCAACAGCAGAGACAAAGCUCCUCCAACAGUGGAUCAGAUGGGGACUCGUCGAGCAGCGAUGAAUCAGACUCAUCGAGCGGAUCCAAAAGGAGACGAAAUUCAGGCUCCUCUGACUCUGGAUCGGGUUCUGGAUCUGGGAGUGGAUCUGGAUCAGAUUCAUCGGCAGGGGAAAGAACUGACGAGACGGCAUCAGACUACGAGCCCAGUCACAAAAUCAAAAGCAAAAAGCCUCCGACGAAGAUGAAUUUCCGAAACGGAAAGAAAAGCAGUAACCAGAAGAAGAAAACCCAGAAGGGUUCGUCCUCUGACGACGAUGACGAGAACUACAAGAAGUCGGCGUCCGCGGGUCCACGGCGGCAGGCCACAGUCAACAUCAGCUACAAGGAGGACGAGGAGCUGAAGACGGACUCGGACGACCUGGUGGAGGUUUUGGGUGAAGAUGUACCGCAGCCUGAGGAAGACGAGUUUGAAACACUGGAGCGAGUGAUGGACAGCAGGAUAGGACGGAAAAAAGCAACGGGAAGUGUAACCACUGUAUACGCUGUUGAAGCAGACGGAGACCCAAACACCAACUUCGAACCCAACAAAGAGGCCGGGGACGUCCAGUAUCUGAUAAAGUGGAAGAAUUGGGCGCACAUCCACAACACCUGGGAGACGGAGGAUACGCUCAAGCUACAGAACGUGAAGGGCAUGAAGAAGCUGGAUAACUUUAAGAAGAAGGACCAGGAGAAGAAGAGAUGGUUAAAGGCAGCUUCCCCGGAGGACAUCGAGUACUUCAACUGUCAGGAAGAGCUGAUGGACGACCUGCACUCUCAGUACCAGCUUGUAGAGAGAAUCAUAGGACAUUCAAACCAGAAGUCUGCGGCAGGUUACCCGGACUACCUGUGUAAGUGGCAGGGGUUACCGUACUCAGAGUGCAGCUGGGAGGACGGAGCGCUGAUCUCCAAGAAGUUCCAGAAAUGCAUCGACGAUUACAUGUGCCGAAAUCAGUCCAAGAACAUUCCUUUCAGAGACUGCAAGGUGCUGAAACAGAGGCCGAGGUUUGUGCCCAUGAAGAAGCAGCCAACUUACAUCGGAGGAGAUGGGCUGGAGCUCCGAGACUAUCAGCUGGACAGCUUGAACUGGAUGGCCCACUCCUGGUGCAAAGGUCACAGCUGCAUCCUCGCUGAUGAGAUGGGCUUAGGAAAGACCAUCCAGACCAUCAGCUUCCUUAACUACAUGUUCAAUGAUCACAUGCUGUACGGACCCUUUCUGCUGGUCGUGCCUCUGUCCACGCUCACGUCAUGGCAGAGAGAGAUCCAGCUGUGGGCUCCUCAGAUGAACGUUGUGGUUUAUCUAGGAGACAUCGGCAGUAGGAACAUGAUCAGGACGUACGAGUGGAUGCACGUUCACAACAAGAGACUGAAAUUCAACAUCCUCCUCACCACAUAUGAGAUCCUUCUCAAAGACAAGUCGUUUCUGGGAAACGUUAGCUGGGCCUUCAUCGGCGUGGACGAGGCCCAUCGACUGAAGAAUGACGACUCCCUCCUCUACAAGACCAUGAUCGACUUUAAGUCCAACCACAGGCUUCUGAUCACUGGAACGCCUCUGCAGAACUCUCUGAAAGAGCUCUGGUCCCUGCUGCACUUCAUCAUGCCUGAGAAGUUCCACUCGUGGGAGAUUUUCGAGGAGGAUCACGGUAAAGGCCGAGACUCGGGUUACACCAGUCUACACAAAGAGCUGGAACCGUUUCUGCUGCGUCGAGUGAAAAAGGACGUGGAGAAAUCUCUUCCCGCCAAAGUGGAGCAGAUCCUCCGAGUGGAGAUGAGUGCCAUCCAGAAACAGUAUUACAAAUGGAUCCUCACCAGGAACUACAAGGCUCUGAGUAAAGGUACCAAAGGCAGCACAUCAGGCUUCCUGAACGUCAUGAUGGAGCUGAAGAAGUGCUGUAACCACUGUUACCUGAUCAAACAUGAGGACAACGAGUUCCUCAACAGAGCUGAAGCCUUACAGCAACUGAUCCGCAGCAGUGGGAAGCUGGUCCUGUUGGACAAACUGUUGGUGCGUUUAAAGGAGCGAGGACACCGAGUCCUCAUCUUCUCUCAGAUGGUACGGAUGCUGGAUAUUCUGGCUGAAUACCUGAAGAGUCGGCAGUUCCUCUUUCAGAGAUUAGACGGCUCCAUCAAAGGAGAGAUGAGGAAGCAGGCAUUGGAUCACUUUAAUGCAGAGGGCUCAGAGGAUUUCUGCUUCCUGUUGUCAACGCGUGCCGGUGGUCUGGGAAUCAAUCUGGCCUCGGCUGACACCGUCGUCAUCUUCGACUCGGACUGGAACCCUCAGAACGACCUGCAGGCUCAGGCCAGAGCGCACAGGAUCGGACAGAAGAGACAGGUGAACAUCUACCGUCUGGUGACACGCGGCUCGGUGGAGGAGGAAAUCAUUGAGAGAGCGAAGAAGAAGAUGGUGCUGGACCAUCUCGUUAUUCAGAGGAUGGACACGACGGGGAAAACGGUCCUACAUACGGGUGCUGCCCCCUCCAGUUCGGCACCGUUCAACAAAGAGGAGCUGUCGGCCAUCCUGAAGUUUGGUGCGGAGGAGCUUUUCAAAGAGCUGGAGGGAGAGGAGCAGGAGCCUCAGGAAAUGGACAUCGACGAGAUCCUCAAAAGAGCAGAGACGAGAGAAAACGACCCCGGGCCGUCCACAGUGGGAGAAGAGCUCCUGUCUCAGUUCAAGGUCGCCAACUUCUCCAUGAUGGAGGAAGAAGAGAUCGACAUCGACUCUGAGCGCAGUCAGAGGAGCUGGGACGACAUCAUUCCUGAGGAGCAGAGGAGGAGGAUGGAGGAGGAGGAGAGGCAGAAGGAGCUGGAGGAGAUCUACCUGCUACCACGUAUGAGGAACUGUGCCAAACAGAUAAGCUUUAACUCCAGUGGAGGUCGGCAGAGCAGGAACAGGCGGUACUCCGGGUCCGACAGCGACUCGCCUUCAGACAGAAAGAGGCCAAAGAAACGAGGACGACCACGAACCAUUCCAAGAGAAAACAUCAAGGGCUUCACCGACGCCGAGAUCAGAAGGUUCGUCAAAAGUUACAAGAAGUUCGGAGGACCACUUGAGAGGUUGGACGCCAUUGCUCGGGAUGCGGAACUCGUCGAUAAGUCCGAACAUGACCUCAAACGUUUGGCAGAGACGCUUCAUAACGGCUGCGUGAGGACGCUACGGGAAAACCCCUGUGGACCAGAGAAGACCUCAGGUAAACAAACAGGAGGAAGAAGAGGGAAGGUAAAAGGUCCCACCUUCAGGAUCUCUGGAGUCCAGGUGAACGCCAAGCUGGUGAUCUCCCACGAAGAAGAGCUGGCUCCACUUCACAAAGCCAUUCCCGCUGACCCCGAGGAGAGGAAGAAGUAUAUGAUUCCAUGCCACUCAAAGGCAGCGCACUUUGACAUUGAUUGGGGGAAGGAGGACGACUCCAGCCUCCUCAUCGGGAUCUACGAGUACGGAUACGGCAGCUGGGAGAUGAUCAAGAUGGACCCCGACCUCAACCUCACACACAAGCUCCUACCCGAUGACCCCGACAAGAAGCCUCAGGCCAAACAGCUGCAGACACGAGCGGACUACCUCAUCAAGCUGCUGAGCAAAGACCUGGCCAAGAGAGAAGCACAGAAACAAGCAGGGACGGCGAACUCGCGGAAAAGGAAACCAAGGAGUAAAAAGAGCAAAACUCUGAAGCCAACGAAGCCAGAUGAGGUGAUAAAGAGCACGUCAUCGGAGCCGUCGUCGGACAAGAGAUCGGACGAUGAGGACGAAGUGGAGGAGGAGAAGCCCAUCGUUCCUGUGAAGCCGCUGAACAGGAGGAGCCGAGCCGAGAGGGUGGUGGUGGUGAAGCAGGAGGAAGAAGAAGAAGAGGAGGAGGAGGAGGAAGACAACGACGAUGACGACGACGAGCCUGAGGAGGACGGGUCUUCAUCGGGGGAGAGGGAGGUCAAAGGAAAGGAGAUCAAAAAAGAGGUGAAAAAGGAGAAGAAGGAGGACAGCUGGGACAUCAAGGAGAAGGAGCCGAAAGAGAGGAAGGAAGUGAAACCUCUGGAGGCGAUUCACAAACAAGAGGAGAGCACAGAGAAGCAGAACGAAGUGAAGCCUGAGGUACGAGAGCGAACAAAGAAAGCCUCUGACGUCCCGGUUCAUAUAACGGCGGGUGGAGAGAACGUCCCAGUGUCUGAGGAGUCUGAAGAACUGGACCAGAAGACUUUCAGCGUGUGUAAAGAGCGGAUGCGGCCGGUGAAAGCAGCUCUGAAGCAGCUGGACCGACCGGAGAAAGGACUGUCUGAGCGCGAGCAGCUGGAGCACACGAGGCAGUGUCUCAUCAAGAUCGGAGACCACAUCACCGAGUGUCUGAAGGAGUACUCCAACCCUGACCUCAUCAAACAGUGGAGAAAGAAUCUGUGGAUCUUUGUUUCUAAAUUCACCGAAUUCGACGCCAGAAAACUUCACAAACUCUACAAACACGCGAUCAAGAAGAGACAAGAGAACGCCCAGGCCAUGGAGCAGAACACCAGAAACCAGAACACACACGGUUACAAACACGCAGACAUCGAGAGGCUGAAGGAUAACUCCCAUCAGGACGAGAGCAGCAGAGACAGCUGCAGCUCCGACAGACACCCGCCGUCGGGUCGAUUCCACGAGGGCGGCAGCAGCAAGGAGAGACACUCGUCUGAGUCCCACAGGAAGACGUCAGGAGGAGGAGGAGGAGGAGGAGGAGGAGACUCAAGGAAGAGGCCGUACUCCUCCUUCAGCAAUGGGAAAGAGCACCGAGACAGAGACCACUACAGACCGGACAGCCGGGACAGAGACAGCCGAGACCGAGAUCGAGACCGAGACCGACCGGACAGAGACCGACAGGACAGAGACCGACAGGACAGAUUCUACAACGAUAGUAAGCACAGGAAGCUGGAGGACUUCCGGCCGAGCAGAGACCACCGCUCGGACUUGAAGGAUCACUCAGACCACCGCUCCUCCUACAGAUACCACUCAGACUGGCAGAACGAGCAGCGCGCCUCGGCCAGCGGACCCCGCUCCCCCCGAGACCAGCGCUCCCCGUACGACUCCCGCUCCCCGCUGGGUCACCGCUCGCCCUUCGACUACUCGUCGGACCACAAGAGCACGCCGGAGCAGAUCUGGAGCAGCCGCAAGACAUAACAGGAGCUGCGGGGUCUGCGCGUAGCAGCCAUAGACUCACACACAGCGAGAUGCCUUACAGGGACUGAAGCUGCAGCGGUCUGAAGCAGCCGUCACAUCAGCGCGGCUCCUCCUCUGCAGCCGCACAUCACCUCGGGAACCUGCAGGACGAGCGCCGGGGAGCGGCUCCACGGGCAGCAGAUUAAAGAAUCAUAUUUUUCUAUUUAAGAGUUUAAAGCUGCGCCGCGCGGCAGGCAUUUGGCGUGCGUUCGGCAUGCGUCCGGCGUGCGUGGGCUCAGCGGCACGCAGCUGGAUUUUUGUUAUUUUUGUAAACUUUUUUUAAACUCUGGACACAGUCGACCCUGAGUGCUGCCUCAUCCUCCCGUCUCCUCUCGACACUGGAUCCCGUCUGACUGUUUGUAUGUUUGUCUGUCCGUCUGUCUCUCUAUCAUGCUACCUUAUUUAAGUGUUAACUCGAUGAGACGUCACAAGAAUCACAGAACAGGUUGAUGUAAAGGUGGAGCCACCUGAAGUACCUCAUUUACAGCAUUUCUCAUGUCCUCGGCAGGUUUUCUGUUUCCACCUGGUGUGAAUUAUUUAAUAACAUAUCCUAGAUGUAAAAAAAUAACCUGAAUUUUUUUAGAGCGACUUGUAUCAUGUUGUUUUCUUGGAUAAUGCUGUUGUACAUUUUUGUAAGAUAGUAAAUCAGUGGUCUUUUUUCCUCAGGCUUUUGGGAUUUAUUAUGACUCUACUUUUCCCCAUCGACUCAGGCUUUUUCGUCGUUCUCCGAGUGAGUUUCUGUACUAUAGAUCUUUCGUUAAUGCUUUCAGAAUGUAACUUUUGGUAAAGGGAAAGUUCUUACUCAGUUUUUCUCACUAGUGCUUAGUUCUUUUGUCUCCAUGUCGAAUCAGCGAGCUGAGAGAAGCUACUUUUUGAAAUCACGUCUAUUCUUUGAUAGAAGCUCCUGUUAGAUCUAAAACUCUAGACUUCUUCUUUUCUUUGAUUUUCUACGUAGGCAAUAAUAAUGUCAAUGUUUCUAUGCAGCCAAGUAUAUUUGUGAUGAACCAACCCAACUGAAUGAAGUCACUGUUACGGUUCACACUGUUGUACAUAAAUUUCCUCUAUAUUUGAAAAUGAAUUUACACUGAAAGUGCAUGAAUUUUUAUGAACUGUUUUAUAUAGUUGUUUAUGAAGCCAUUAAAAUCAAUCACUGUACUCACUCGUACCAACUCUCCUA